This is a messenger RNA of Bombus impatiens (common eastern bumble bee), 2209 nucleotides long. RefSeq names its product zinc transporter 1 (gene ZnT63C). The coding region runs from base 570 to 1874 and encodes 434 amino acids. Gene Ontology annotation, cellular component: membrane. The record is from RefSeq and is a predicted model, not a curated record. Lineage: Eukaryota; Metazoa; Arthropoda; Insecta; Hymenoptera; Apidae. Gene Ontology annotation, biological process: intracellular zinc ion homeostasis; detoxification of zinc ion; zinc ion transmembrane transport. Gene Ontology annotation, molecular function: zinc ion transmembrane transporter activity. The transcript is spliced from 9 exons.
UCAAUUUCAGAACAUAAUGUAUCAUUAUGGCUACUGUUGGUAGUUUCAAAAAAGUAUAGUGAUAUUUGAUUAUCUAUCUUUAUUGUUACUUUGUUAGUGGUUUUGUAACGUAACGUUAUACAAGAAUUUUGUUAAACUGGGAUUAAAUGUGAAUGUUUUGUACACUUUAGUUUUUUAAAAAUGAAUUGAGAUAGUUAGUGUUUUGGAGUAUUUAAAAAAAAUCUAAUGUCAGUUUUUAUUAGUUCUUGUACUCGUGAAUACACAUCAGUACUGUGUAACAUGUCCAUAAACAGUUCGUGUUGGUGUUACUCGAUGCAAUUUUGAUACAUUAUAGCAAGAAUUAUAAUAUUUUAUUAUAAAAUUUUACAAUUUACUCUAACUUUCCAUCCCGAUUCAACGAGGUUUAGAUCAGUGAGAUGGAGAUGGCGACCAUACGAGAUGUUAUAAAGUUAAUCUCUAAAAGAAUCUUACACUAAGGAGACUUCUUUAAAGAGUACACUCCUAUUGGUACCCUAGACGUAUUCUAUAAUUUCAGUAAAUAGGGUGUUAAAGCUGGUACCAACGUUACUAUGGGUCGUUACACAGGAAAGAAAUGUCGUUUAUUAACGAUGUUAUGGCUCACCGGUCUAUUUUUCCUAGUCGAAAUAGUUGUGGGCUACCUAACAAACUGUAUGGCUUUGAUAGCUGACAGUUUUCAUAUGUUGUCUGAUGUAGCAGCUUUGGUCGUUGCAUUUCUUUCCGUCAAGAUGUCACCAAAGAAAUGGUCCAAAAACACAUUUGGUUGGGCCAGAGCUGAAGUUUUAGGAGCUUUAGUCAACGCCGUUUUUUUAGUCGCAUUGUGUUUCAGUAUUACCGUGGAGGCGUGUAAAAGAUUUAUCGAAGUAGAAGAAAUACAUGAAGCGAAAUUGCUUGUAGGGGUUGGAGCACUUGGAUUAUUAGUGAAUAUUAUUGGAUUAUGUCUCUUUCAUGAACAUAGGAGUUCUCAUGCACAUUCGCAUGGCAUAUCUCGAAGUCACAACCGAUUGAGUACUCUAGUAGGAACGGAUGACAAUGAAAAUGAUGAUAGUUAUAGGCCAUCGACGCCACAAGUCAAAAGGACACACGGCCAUGUACACGAUGCGAGUCAAAUGAAUAUGCGCGGUGUGUUUCUUCAUGUACUCUCGGAUGCACUAGGAUCUGUGAUUGUGAUAGUCUCUGCUUUAAUUGUUUGGCUGACAGAAUGGAAAUAUAGAUUUUACAUUGAUCCAGCUCUCUCGCUCUUAAUAGUUAUUCUUAUUUUACAAUCGGUAUGGCCAUUACUCCAAGAAUCUGCACUGAUUUUAUUGCAGACUGUACCGACACAUAUUCAGGUGGAUGCCAUUCAGCAACGUUUACUAGAAAACGUAGACGGUGUUUUGGCUGUACAUGAAUUCCAUGUGUGGCAGUUAGCUGGUGAUCGUAUUAUCGCUUCAGCGCAUAUAAAAUGCAGAAAUUUGUCAGAAUAUAUGAAAAUAGCUGAGCAAGUGAAAGAAUUUUUUCAUAACGAGGGCAUACAUUCUACGACAAUUCAACCUGAAUUUAUUGAUUACCACUCUAACAGCGAGGUCAAGGAAACACCGACCGAAGAUUGUGUACUAGAUUGUCCAAAGACUGACAAGCCUUGUAAUCAUGCAACAUGCUGUGGUCCUUCUAAACAGGGUCGUGAAACUCCAUCACCUGGAGAAACACCAUACAUGUGCAGACAACGAAACAGUCUUGCACGUUCCACUGGUUCAAUAGGAGGAACCGAACAGCAGGAAGUAAAUGAGAUGGAACGCGGACAUUUGUUAUCACUGCCCGCUUCACAUCACUCCGUCCAACUUCCACAUUCACAUGUUAAUACACCGGUUGUCUAAGUUAUCGUCAUAUUCUCGAAUAUCUACCUCUGUAACACAAUCUGCGGCGCGUUACAAUGUUAUUAUAAAAAUUCAAUAAAGUAAUAUACAUACUAUGUUUUAUGGCUAUUAAAGUCAACAGUAAAUUUUCAUUGCUUUUUAUUAUCUAUGUAUGUAACUAUUAUCUUAAGUUUUAUAAAGUUUGAUAUAAUAAGUUUGAUGUGUGGUAUUUGUACAAUUACUGAUGGAUUAGAAACAAAAAUAAAUAAUGUUGGCCGUAAUUCUACGAGCCUGUUCUAGUCACCAUAUAAAAUUCUACUAGAUUAACGAAAGAUAAAUAAAUUAUUCGAAGACUA